AUGGCGCCUCAGAAGCACGGCGGCGGUGGUGGUGGGGGAGGGGGCGGCUCGGGGCCCAGCGCGGGCUCGGCCGGCUCCGGCGGCGGCGGGGGCCACAGCCACGGCCACGGCUUCGGGGCUUCGGCGGCUGUGGCGGCCACGGCCUCAGGCGGCAAGGCCGGUGGCGGCGGCGGCUGCGGGGGCGGCUACUCGGCCUCCUCGGCCUCCUCCGCGGCCGUGGCGGCGGCUGCGGGAGCCGCCGUGCUCCCCGUGAAGAAGCCGAAAAUGGAGCAGGUCCAGGCUGACCACGAGCUUUUCCUCCAGGCCUUCGAGAAACCAACACAGAUCUAUAGAUUUCUUCGUACUCGAAAUCUCAUAGCGCCAAUAUUUUUGCACAGAACUCUUACUUACAUGUCUCACCGAAACUCCAGAACAAACGUCAAAAGGAAAACAUUUAAAGUUGAUGACAUGCUAUCAAAAGUAGAGAAAAUGAAAGGAGAUCAAGAAUCUCAUAGCUUGUCAGCUCAUCUACAGCUUACAUUUACUGGUUUCUUCCACAAAAAUGAUAAGCCAUCACAAAACUCAGAGAAUGAACAAAAUUCUGUUACGUUGGAAGUUCUACUCGUGAAAGUUUGCCACAAAAAACGGAAGGAUGUAAGUUGUCCAAUAAGGCAAGUUCCUACAGGUAAAAAGCAGGUGCCUUUGAAUCCAGACCUCAACCAAACAAAACCAGGAAACUGUCCAUCCCUUGCUGUUUCAAGUAAUGAAUUUGAACCUAGUAAUAGCCAUAUGGUGAAGUCUUACUCAUUACUAUUUAGAGUAACUCGUCCAGGAAGAAGAGAGUUUAAUGGAAUGAUUAAUGGAGAAACCAAUGAAAAUAUAGAUGUCAAUGAAGAACUUCCAGCCAGAAGAAAACGAAACUCUUCAAAUCGUGAAGAUGGGGAAAAGACUUUUGUAGCACAAAUGACUGUAUUUGAUAAAAACAGGCGCUUGCAACUUCUAGAUGGAGAAUAUGAAGUAGCCAUGCAGGAAAUGGAAGAAUGUCCAAUCAGUAAGAAAAGAGCAACGUGGGAAACAAUUCUUGAUGGGAAAAGGCUACCUCCAUUUGAAACAUUUUCUCAGGGACCUACUUUGCAGUUCACUCUUCGUUGGACAGGAGACACCAAUGAUAAAUCUACAGCUCCUAUAGCAAAACCUCUUGCAACCAGAAAUUCAGAGAGUCUCCCUCAAGAAAAUAAGCCUGGUUCUGUAAAACCCCCUCAGACUAUAGCUGUGAAAGAAUCGUUAUCUACGGACCUUCAAGCAAGAAAAGAAAAGGAUAUUUUAAAUGAACCCAGACAAAAGUUACGAAUAUUUUACCAGUUCCUUUAUAACAACAAUACAAGACAACAAACUGAAGCCAGAGAUGACUUGCAUUGCCCUUGGUGCACAUUGAAUUGCCGCAAGCUUUAUAGUUUACUCAAACAUCUUAAACUCUGUCACAGCAGAUUUAUCUUCAAUUAUGUAUAUCAUCCAAAAGGUGCUAGAAUAGAUGUUUCUAUCAAUGAGUGUUAUGAUGGCUCCUAUGCAGGGAAUCCUCAGGAUAUUCAUCGUCAGCCUGGUUUUGCCUUUAGUCGUAAUGGACCGGUAAAGAGAACACCGAUCACACACAUUCUUGUAUGUAGACCAAAACGUACAAAAGCAAGUAUGUCUGAAUUUCUUGAAUCUGAAGAUGGAGAAGUAGAACAGCAACGAACAUACAGCAGUGGACACAAUCGACUCUAUUUCCACAGCGACACUUGUUUACCACUCCGACCUCAAGAAAUGGAAGUAGAUAGUGAAGAUGAAAAGGAUCCUGAAUGGCUAAGAGAAAAAACAAUUACUCAAAUUGAAGAAUUUUCUGACGUUAAUGAAGGAGAGAAAGAAGUGAUGAAAUUAUGGAAUCUACAUGUCAUGAAGCAUGGGUUUAUUGCUGACAAUCAAAUGAAUCAUGCCUGUAUGCUGUUUGUAGAGAAUUAUGGACAGAAAAUCAUUAAGAAGAAUCUCUGUCGAAACUUCAUGCUUCACCUGGUCAGCAUGCAUGACUUUAACCUCAUUAGCAUAAUGUCAAUAGACAAAGCAGUUACAAAGCUCCGGGAAAUGCAGCAGAAAUUAGACAAAGGAGAAGCUGCCCUCCCAGCAAGUGAAGAAACAACUGAAGAGCAAAAUGGGACCUCCAACGGAUAUAGUGACCUUCACCCAAAGGAGAGGAUUUUAGAAGCCGAUAUGGUCUCAGGGGUUUCAAAACAGAGUAAGAAACAAAAACUCUGAAAGGCAAUGCUAAUCCCAUGUGAUGGACAAACACUGAGCAACAUUCUGGGGAAUACACUCUCUUGGAAGAGCUUCUCUUCUCUUUUAUUUUGUAAAUCAUAGAUUCCAACCAGGCACUAUUAGAUGAAGUAAAUGAUUUCAACAAAGACAUUGUAUCAGGGUUCACUUGGCUUCAUUAUGCAAGUAAUAACGUGUAUAUCAGUUGUAGUGAUGUCAUUGCAAUAUUCUCCAGUUUGAGCAUGAAGAGCAAUACUUCAUAAAAAGCUUUUUUUGUAACUUCAGCGAUUAAUGUCUUAUGAAAUCUAUUGAAUUGAUAUAAAAAACUUACAUAUAUAAAUUAUAAGUUUUUUGCAUUUGUGACUUGUUUUCCUACUUUGUAAUUGUGAGACAUUGGGAAUGGGAAUUGGAAUAUGAUUCAGUUGUUAAGCAAUUUAGACAUCCAAUUUUUGGCAGAAUUAUGCACAUUACUAUUUUCAGUCUGACCUUGAUCCUUGCUUCUUGAAAUCAUUUAUUAAUUUUGAAUGAAGAGUCACAAAUUUGGACAUAGUUGUACAUCAAAUUCAGUUUUACUUUUCAAAAAGAUAAGCUAGCACUUCAUUGACUUGUGCCUGUUUGAGAAGAUCUUGGACUUUUUCACCUUUGAUAACAUGAACUAAUAACCAGGCUGAGUUGUUUGGUUUUGUUUCUGGCAAUGUGUUUUUAUGUGGAUAACUUUGAUGCAUUGCUCACCCAGUGUAUUCUUUUAAACAUGAAUGUUUUGCUAAUUUUUUUUCUUUUGAAAUUAGGUAACUACACUUUGAAAAUUCAGGUAUCCCAUCUUCUCAUUUGUAUUGUAUCAUAGCAUAUUGAGUGAAGAAUUUACAGAUUCUAAUUUGAAAGAAGGGAGGAACUCCCUUUGAGGUUCGACAGAGAAGUUGUUCCACAUGUGAGUGUGCUACCCAGCAGGUCCCUCACUCCAUACAAGCUCAUUAGAGCAGUUUCACUCUUUAGUUGCACACAUUUACAGUUGAAUUUUCUCUAGUAGGAAGUUGUUUCACUACUGGCACAAUGUCAGCACCAAUGAGUUUUUAUUCCAACUCCAGGCACUGUGGUUGAGAGACAUCACCUCAAUUUUUUAUUAUCCUUAAGAUAUUGCAUUUUCAUAUUCUUUAUUUAUAAAGGAACAAUGCUGCUGUAAAUACAGGUAUUUUUAAUUUUUUAUUUCAUUCCUCCACCAUCAGAUGCAGUUCCCUAUUUUGUUUAGUAAAGGGAGAUAAAAGCUUUCUAAUGGUGUCUUCAGAAAUUUAUAAAAUGUAAAUACUGAUUUGAUUGGUCUUUAAGAUGUGUUUAACUGUGAGACUAUUUAACUAAUGGUGUGGAUGUGAUUUGUCAUCCAGUAUUAAGUUCUUAGUCACUGAUUUUUGUGUAAAAAUAGGAAAGAGGGAAACUGCAGCUUUCAUUACAGAUUUCUUGAGUUGUCAGCUCUCCAGUGAUGAGUGAUGAGUUUUCUCGUAACUCAAAGUAUGUCUCCGGAUAGUGAAUCUCAAGCAUUUCUCUCUGGCUUUAAUUUGCUAAAGCUGUGCACAUAUGUAAAAAAAAAAAAAAAAAUAGAUUAUUUUAGGGGAGAUGUAGGUCUAGAAUUAUUGCUUAUGUCAUUUCUUAAGCAGUUAUGCUCUUAAUGCUUAAAAGAAGGCUAGCAUUGUUUGCACAAAAGUUGGUGAUCCCCCCAAAAAAUAGUAAUGAAAUUACUUCUGUUGAGUAAACUUUUUAUGUCAUCUUAUAAUAAAAGCUGAAAAAAUCCCUUUGUUUCUAUUUAUAAAAAGAUGCCUUUUCUAUAUGUACCCUUGAUAAGAGAUUUUGAAGAAAUCAUGUAAGCUGGUCAGCAUUUGAAUGGUACAGUAGAUGUGUUUAAAAAAAUGGGAAAAAAAGUUGAGUUGUUGAAAUGGACCUUUGUUUUUACAUUAAAUGUUUAUUUGAAAUCAAAUGAUUUUGUACAUAAAGUUCAGUAAUAUAAAAGCUGCAUUUCUCUUCUUUUUUCUAUAUGGACUGAAUCUUAAGAAACUGCUAUUUUAAAAAAACACAAUUUUAUAUAGACCACUAGCAUACAAGUUCACAAUCACAAUUUAUUCCCUUUUAUAGAGCACUAUUAAUAUUACUGUUUAUUUUAAGCAGAUCAUUUCUCUAUUACCUUAAUAUAUAAUUUCUGAAAAGGAGGAAAAGUUUUAUACUUUGAACCAAGGAGAUUAAGGCUUUUUUGUUUCUCCAUUUGUUCUGUAACCCACAUAAUAUAUUAAACAUGUUAAAAUGGGGAUUAACUGACUUUUAGGUAGAAAUUGGCUAAGUCAAUUUAAUAACCACGAUUAAAAACUUAUGCUUUCUUUAAAGACAAACUGGGUUAAGUGAUUUAGCCUGCAUUACAGAGCUAGUGUUUUUUUAAGGCCAGUUUUAGUAGUUCCAGAGCUGGUGGUGUAUCAAUCUACUAUUCCCUUAAGCUGCCCUCCAUGCUUUCCUUAAAAAGCAUGUUAAAUGAACUUUUCUGAAGCUGUUCCCCUAAGAAAAGCUGUUUUGGAAGUUCUAUGUGAACUAUCUUCUUGGUUUUUGCUGUAUGGGCUGGGAGGUGACUGAAAAAAGGAAGCAAUUCUCUCAAAUUUAUAGAGUGACAGAAUCGAGUUCUGAAUUCAUUUAAAGAAGUGAUCAUCUACUUUCUUAGCUCUCGUUACUAUUAGGAGAGAAGAUCAAGGGGAAAAUCAGAAUUUUCAGUUAAGGAGCUGGAACAGAAGGUCAGGUUGGCUAAGGAGUUGGAAAACGGGAAAUGAGUGAAGUCCUUGCGCUGUAUAUGCUUAAGUUCCCUGAAAUCUAGAGGAAAAUUUAUAAAGAAAAUCUCGUUCCCUCUGACUUAAGUUACCAAUUUUUGUUGUCAGAACACUGUCCACUUUCUACAAACAUUUAGACCCUUUUUAAAAGCUAAAAAACAUUGAUAAUCUGCCACUUAAACACAUCACUGGUAACAUCACUGAUCAAUGUGUUUGAACUUUAGCCAUAUUAAAUUCCAGAAACUACUGGUUAAUAUACUCCCAAACUAUUCCCCAGUACCGUUUAUUUUUAUGAACCUCGACUACAGAUUUGAAAAAAGGACUUUGAGAGAAAGUAUUGAUCUUGGCAUAAGACAUUGGAAUCCUACCUGAAAUUCAUUAGCUAAGUAAACCUGAGCAAGUCGGAACCCCAGGCUCCUCAAAUGAAAAAUGGGAAUAUCUGCUUACACUGCUUACUUCACAGGAUUAGAAAAAUACAUGCAAACUUUACAUCCCUUGAUAAAUAUGAUUUAUUCCCACAGGAGGGGAACAAGAUAGAAUAAGGAUUUACAUGAGUUUCACUAACUGAUUAAGCUUUUGUGUUGGCUUAUGAAUAAAAUUUUUCUUAAUAAAUUUUAUCUUAAGUUUUAACAUUUUAAUUACUCCAUCUAGGAUACAUGUUUGCUUAUUUCUUUUAAUAUAAAAAUUUGAAAGAUUGAGUUCUAAAACAUCCUUUGACAUUUAAGACUUCAUCAAAGAGGGGACUUGCACUUUGGAAUUACCCUGUUCCAUUUGCCUUUUUUGGGGGUAUUUGCCUCUCAAUUUAAAAUAGCAUCUGAUUUUUAAAAAACAAUACCACCUAAAGUGUAACAUUUUAGGCUUUUGAGUGCUCUCAUAUUUAUAAUAACUUUUCUUUUUAUACAGAUUUCCACAUUUGUCAUGUGCAAGAAAAAUUGGACCAAAAGGCAGGGGGGAAAAUGGAAAUACUUCCCAUCUACAUUCAGUUUCCAUAGUUCUCUUUCAGGAUGACUGGCAUUUUCCAUCCCAAGUCUAUUGGAAUUAAUUGGAAUCACCUCAUUGGGAAGAGCCAACUCCAUCACAGUUGAUAACAUAAUUUUGUGGUUGUGUACAAUGUUCUCUUGGUUCUGCUUGUAUCUCUUAGGAUCAAGCCAUAUAAGUCUCUCCAGACUUUUCUGAAACCAUCUUGCUGAUCAUUUCUUUUAUAACAAUCUUCCAUCAUAUUCAUAUACCAUAACUUAUUCAGCCAUUCCCCAACUGAUGGGCAUCCACUCAAUGUCCAGUUUCUUGCCACUACAAAAAGGGCUGCCACAAACAUUUUUGAGCAUGUGGCUCCUUUUCCCUCUUUUAUCAUCUCUUUAGGAUAUAGACCCAGUAGUGAAACUACUAUAGUAUAGCAAUAUUUUGGAUAUAAUUCCAGUUGCUCUCCAGAAUAGUUGGAUCAGUUCAUACCACCACCAACAAACAAUGCAUUGGUGUCCCAGUUUCCCACGUGCCCUUCAACAUUUAUCAUUACCUUUUCCUGUCAUCUUAGCCAAUGUGAGAAAAUAUGAGAUGGUCCCUCAAAAUUGUCUUAAUUUGUAUUUCUCUAAUCAAUAGUGACUUGGAGUACUUUUUCAUGACUUCGAAAUAAUUUUCAUUUCUUCAUUUGAAAAUAGUUUAUAUCCUUUGACCACUGAUCAUUUGGGGAAUGACUUGUAUUAUAAAUUUGAGUCAGUUCUCUAUUUUAGAAAUGAGGCCUUUAUCAGAAAUUGGUUAUAAAAAAUUUUCCCAACUUUCUGCUUCCCUUCUAAUCUUGGCUACUUUGGUUUGCUUUGUGCAAAACCUAUUUAAUUUCAUCAAAAUUAUACCUUCUGUAUUUCAUAAUGUUUGCUAGUUUUUUGGGAGUUUUUUUAAUUAUAAAAACUAUUAUGUUAACUUUUCAAAGUCUGUGGAAUUGUUUUUAAAAAUCCACCAUCUAUAUAGAACAUCCUAAACCGGUAAUUAUGGAGCUCUUUGCCCACACUCCUUAUUUUUGCAAAUUUCCAAUUUCUACAUCAUGAGAAAAUUAGUUGUAAUCAACCUGCUAAAUUCCUUGCCAUUCCUUGCUAAAUAAUUUAUGCACUAAUUUGGCACCAUGUAUUUUUUUCCCUUGGGCCAAUAGGUGGCACAGUGAAUUGAGUGCCUGGACCUGGAGUCGGGAACAUUCUGCUGCUUGUAUUUAAAUGUGGUCUCACAUAACUUAAUAGCUGGAAAAAAAAAUUACAAACUACUCCAGUAUCUUUGCCAAGAAAACCCCAAAUGGAGUCAUCGAGAGUUGAACAUGACUGUUGAAUGACUAAUUCAAAUGUACAUUUAUUAAACACCUUUAUAUAUGUAAGAUUUGUGAUACAAAGAUGAAAUGGAAAAACAAGAUCUGCUUUUAAGGAAUUUACUUUCUAUUGGAAGGGAGUAAGACCAUAACAUUUGCAUAAGAAAGUACAAAAUAUUUAAAGAAAGAGUUUUUAAACCUGGGGAUAGUGGAAAUGGUUCUUAUUGGUGACAUCUGAGUUGAACUCUAAAAUAACAGGUUAUAAGAAGCAGAGCUGGGCAGGUGAUAAACUGGGAUUACUUGGACGUGGGAGAAGAUUUGGCCAGUGAGUUGGCCAGUGUGUCUGGGAUGUAAAGAGCAAUAACAUGGAAUAAACAUGGCAGCCACAGGAAAGAUUGAAGGGAUCAAGGGACUUACAACAAACAGGGUGUUUAGGAGAGAGACAAUGGGAGACAUGCAAGAAACAUGAUCAAAUUGAUAAAUAAUUGGAUUUAUGGGGUAAGCAAAUGAAUUAAUAUUGACUCGUCUCCAUUAGAGUGUCUUCAGGAGACUAGGAUAGCAAUUAGGAGAACAUGAUUUCAACAUGCUCACAGGAUAUCCCAGCAGAAAUAACUAAAGGGUAGGAAUGGAUGAAUAAAUGUGAGAAUUGGCUGGAACAGAUAAGGGUAUGGCUAAGAUGAGUACCUGGGCAUAAAGGGAGAAAGAAAAGAUCCAAGACAGAAACCCUUGGCCAAAACCAGAAGAAUCCAGGAAAGGUUGGUAAUAAGAACAGGGAAAUUUUUAGAGAAAGAGACACAGAGAGAAUGGACAUACAAGAGGGGAUGAUUGGAGCUGUCAAAAGCUAAUCAAGGAGGACUGAGAAGCUCCAGAGAAUUUAUUAGUAACCUUAGACAGUAGUAUUGGACAUGAACAGUUUUUGCUAGGAAUUUGGCUAUUAAAAAAGUAUUUAGGACAGUAUAGAUAUAAGGGGAUAAAAGAACUGAUGGAAUUCUGUUUAUAAGAGCUUUAGGAUAUGAGGAAAGGGAUAGUUUAUAGAUGGGCCAGCUCCCAAAUGACAGGAAGGGAUGGUGUGAGGAUUCUUGGAUGAAAUGGAAGAAGAGCAAAUUUUGAACUAAUGGCCUCUUAUUUAUUCAGUAAUGAUGUUUUCUGCUGACAAAAAGGAAGAAACUUGAGAAAAGUUAAUUUGGAACAAUCGUAGGAAAUGGGAUAGUUGAUCAGGGAGAGAAAAAUGGAUUGCCAGGCAGCAGCUUGAGAACAAAAUUAGUGGACCCAGCCAUACCAAGCAGCAUUCAUUUGUCAGUUUGGCAGCACAUAGAUCUUGGGCUCUUUCCUUGUCUAGGUCCUAAGCGGGUCUUUGUAUUCCACCAAUUUUGCCAAUUCUGGAAUUUAAAAAAGCUAUCUCCUUCAGGACAAUGUUUACAUUCUUAAUGUCUUCCGAGUAUCCGUAAUCCUAAAACAACUGCAAUUAGAGUCUUUGUUCCAAGACUAUCACUUGAUUCUGUUUCCCAAUGUUUGGAUAAUUAAAAAAAAUUUUUAAGCUUAUAUUUCCAAUUCUGAAUUUUGUGCAAUUCUCUUUUUUCCUGUUCAUUGUUUGUUUAUAUAUGAGCUUAUUAAUGUUUCCUAUUGUGUUCUCUAUUUUGGUUAUUUUCUUCAUUUUCCCCUCUCUUUUUAGUGUCUUAAUUUGUAUGAUCAUUAUUAAUUAUCUCUCCCAGCUUUGGAAGAAAUAUAAAUACAGAAGAGGAGCAGAAAUAACAAUUUCUACUUUAUUUGACUUAAUCUCUCGUUUUUCUUAACACUGGCAGUUUUUGAUCAGCAUCCUUCAUCAUAUGCAUUUGAGGACAUCCAUCAGGAUCUGCCUGCUUGGGUUCUCUCUAUUGUUUCUAAUAUUUGAUUUGAUUAAAUUCUAUAAUAUUUUUAUUUGUAUUGACACUUUCUUUUGUCCAUUUAAAAAGUAUUAGUUUGUCUUUUCUUGUUCUAAGUUAAUUCUAAGGCAUCUGAAACAUGACUCUGGACAGGUGUUGUGUUUCCAGGAGCUGUUUGUCCUAGCACCAGAGACAGAAAGGAGUCUGAUGAGGCAAUCACCGGUGACUGCCUAAAACAAAAGCAAUCAUUGAUGAGACUCGGAAUCCUUUUGUUUUUAUUGUGAUUAUGUAUAGUAGCUUUACACAUGAUUCUGUUGUAGCUCCAUGAUACUUUGAUUUAUAUUGAAAUGUUUUUGUGUCAAAUCAUUUAUUCCUAAAUAUGCCAUAUAAUUAUUCUAAACACUGCGUGUGACUAUCUAUGCAUUUACUUUAUGAGUUAUUCUUAAUAAACAUUACUGGUUUCCAUAAAAAAAAAAAAA
Messenger RNA from Antechinus flavipes (yellow-footed antechinus), 9688 nucleotides. RefSeq names its product SUZ12 polycomb repressive complex 2 subunit (gene SUZ12). Gene Ontology annotation, cellular component: nucleus; ESC/E(Z) complex. The transcript is spliced from 16 exons. Lineage: Eukaryota; Metazoa; Chordata; Mammalia; Dasyuromorphia; Dasyuridae. Bases 1 to 2268 code for a protein of 755 amino acids. Gene Ontology annotation, molecular function: chromatin DNA binding. The record is from RefSeq and is a predicted model, not a curated record.